Molecule: messenger RNA, 1005 nt
Organism: Arthroderma uncinatum
Lineage: Eukaryota; Fungi; Ascomycota; Eurotiomycetes; Onygenales; Arthrodermataceae
Exons: 2
Coding region: 1-1005 (334 amino acids)
Source: RefSeq, a predicted model, not a curated record
AUGUCAAAGAUGUCGAAGAUGUCCUUCGAGCCGUCCGUGAGGUUUGAUACCUCUGUCCGACUCCCAGAGCCCAUCACCGCCUCGGCCAAGCUAAAGGGAGGAAGAGACUAUGACAUUGAGCAAGCUCUGCGGUCUCCUCCCACGAGGGCCCGUCCUGGCCCGAUCCCGUCUGGAAACUCGUCUAUGACAAUGGUAGCUGGCUACCUGGAUGACGUUGAUGAGAAUACGGAACCUUCAGAGGGAGGCAUAAUCCAGUAUCUGAAGCGGGAGAUCAACCCGUCUGGCGCUGAAGUACUCUUGAUAAUCUGUGCGUUCAUCUCGGGGGUUAUCGACAGUGCAGCCUUCAGUGCCUGGGGCAGCUUUGCAAAUAUGCAGACAGGAAACGUCGUCUUCCUCGCUCUCGGAGCCUCGGGUCAACCGCGUUACCCACCGAACAGAUGGGCCAAGUCUCUGGUUGCCAUCGCCACCUUUUCCCUGGGGGUCCUCUUCUUCAACUAUACCUCUCGAUUCCUCCGUCCACUCCGAAGAUCAACCCUUGUCUCGUCGUUUGCGGUUCAGACCUGCGCUAUCCUUGCUGCCAGCAUUCUCGUACAGACUGGAGUCGUGGGCUCAAGUGCUGAUGUCCCCAUGGGGGAGGUUCACUGGAUCCAGAUCUUGCCUAUCGCCAUCCUGGCCUUCCAAGCUGCCGGUCAGAUAGUCACAUCGCGCUUGCUCGGUAUCGAUGAGUUACCUACCAUAGUCCUGACGACCGUUCUGUGUGACUUACUUAUGGACAAAAAGCUGUUUACUUUCCUACCGCGGUGGAAGAUGAGCGACAUCCGCACUCGACGGCUUUUGACGUUGCUGGCUGCGUUUUCCGGUGCCAUGCUUUCUGGUGGCUUGUCGAAAGUGAGUGGCUUGUCUGCCUCACUGUGGCUAGCUACUGCGAUUAAAGCAGCUGUGACCAUAUGUUUCCUCCUCUGGAAGGAGAAGAAAAAAGACGAUGAAGAGUUCGAAGACAAAUAA